Caenorhabditis remanei is the source of this 762-nucleotide messenger RNA. RefSeq lists its product as uncharacterized. NCBI's taxonomy places the organism in Eukaryota, Metazoa, Nematoda, Chromadorea, Rhabditida, Rhabditidae. Gene Ontology annotation, biological process: phosphatidylethanolamine biosynthetic process. The transcript has 5 exons. Gene Ontology annotation, cellular component: mitochondrion. Gene Ontology annotation, molecular function: phosphatidylserine decarboxylase activity. The record is from RefSeq and is a predicted model, not a curated record. Bases 1 to 762 code for a protein of 253 amino acids.
AUGGAUACAUACUCUGGUGGUUUCCUUCAUCCCGACUCUGUUAUGGCGAUCAAUCCCUUUUUGAUUAUUGUUGCAGUUUGGAGCUGGGUGAAAUGGCUAUCCGUAUCGACGUUGAUCAUCGGAGGCGCUUCCUAUAUUGGCUACUUAUUCACUCCGGAUUGGCGGGAAAUUGUUGAUUCGAAACAUUAUUAUAGUAAUUGGAAGAUUCGUGUCUACCUGUCUCUCCCCUUCAACACUGCCAGCCGAGUCAUUGGAGGUCUCGCAAAUCAAGAGAUUCCCAUCUGGCUCCGUGAGCAUCUUCUCGGUGGAUUCGCCCGUAUUUAUGACUGUCGAAUGGAGGAAUGCGUCGAUCCGGAUUUCAAGAAUUAUCGAUCGUUUGCCGCAUUCUUCAAUCGCAAAUUGAGAGAAUCGACUCGUCCGAUUAGUGCGUCUCCGUUGGUCUCACCGGCUGAUGGAACCGUUUUGCAUUUUGGAAAAGUCGAGGAGAAUAAGAUUGAAUAUGUUAAAGAGACCGCGCGCAUUCCACAUCACACCAUCCAUCCUCCCUUCUUCUCAUUCAUUCACCCUCAUCCCAUCUACAACUAUGACGUACUCUUUCGCUCUCUUCAGCCUCCCUCUCGAGGCUAUCCUCCAUGUGGUCAAAUCAAUGAAUUAUGGAGAAUUCAUAAGUCUCUCAUUACUUUCCAAAAGAGCAAAGCAAGUCGUAAAAUUGAUGAACUUGAACCACAAAACUUCAUCAAUUACCAUAACCAAUCACAUUAG